AUGUAAUAAUUGUAUUCGUGUUACAGGAGGCAUCGCAUUUACUUAAAGGGCAAAACCUCUUCCGCCGCUUGGAUCUCUCUCCUCUCUCUCUAUCUCUUUUCUUAUCUUCUUAUACCCUUCGACGAAGGAAGAACCCUAGAAAUCGAAUAUCAAGAUGAAUAGGGAAAAGUUGAUGAAGAUGGCUAACACUGUCCGCACGGGCGGAAAGGGGACAGUAAGAAGAAAGAAGAAGGCUGUUCACAAGACUACCACAACCGAUGACAAGAGGCUCCAGAGCACUCUUAAGAGAGUUGGAGUGAAUUCAAUCCCCGCCAUUGAAGAAGUUAACAUCUUUAAGGAUGAUGUCGUGAUUCAGUUCAUUAACCCCAAGGUUCAAGCUUCGAUUGCUGCUAACACAUGGGUUGUGAGCGGUACUCCACAGACGAAAAAAUUGCAAGACAUACUUCCUCAGAUUAUCAGCCAACUUGGACCAGAUAACUUGGACAACCUGAAGAAGCUAGCAGAGCAAUUCCAGAAACAGACUCCAGGUGCAGGUGAUGUCCCAGCAACUAUCCAAGAGGAGGAUGAUGAUGAGGAUGUCCCAGAUCUCGUAGUAGGAGAGACUUUCGAGACUCCUGUCGCUGAAGAGGCUGCUCAGCCCAAAGCUGCUGCUGCUUAGAAAAACCAAAAAAAAAAAGAAGUAAGAGGUCAUCGCAUAAAUGUUUGUCGCUCGACCUUUUUUGAGCACUGUCAGAUUCUUGUUUUCACUUCUAAUGCUUGCGAACAGAAAGACUUGUUUUUUAAUUAUCACUUGAUGCUUUUUGGUCCGAACAGCAGUUUUCCUUUUUAUCAAGGUUAGAUCGCUUUUUGUUUUA
This is a messenger RNA of Eutrema salsugineum, 854 nucleotides long. Its product is annotated as nascent polypeptide-associated complex subunit beta. Bases 155 to 658 code for a protein of 167 amino acids. The record is from RefSeq and is a predicted model, not a curated record. Gene Ontology annotation, cellular component: cytosol; nascent polypeptide-associated complex. NCBI's taxonomy places the organism in Eukaryota, Viridiplantae, Streptophyta, Magnoliopsida, Brassicales, Brassicaceae. The transcript has 6 exons.